AUGCGCGAGUACACGGAAAAGAAGGAAACAUGUGGGACCAUCUGCCUCAAGUACCUGCUUUUCAUCUUCAACUUCUUUUUCUGGCUGGCUGGCGGGGCCGUGAUGGCUGUGGGCGCCUGGACCCUGGCUGAGAAGAGUGACUACAUCAGCCUGCUCUCCUCCAGCACCUAUUCGGCCACCGCUUACAUACUGGUGGUGGCCGGGGUGGUCGUCAUGGUCACCGGCAUCCUCGGUUGCUGCGCCACCUUCAAAGAGCGGCGGAAUUUGCUACGAGUGUACUUCAUUUUGUUGCUGUGCAUCUUUCUCCUGGAGAUCAUCGCUGGAAUCCUGGCCUAUAUCUACUACCAGCAGCUGAGCAUGGAGCUGAAGCAGAACUUGAAGAACACCAUGACCCAGAAGUACCGCAGGGAGGGAGAAGAGAGCGUUACCAGCGCGGUAGACAAACUGCAGCAGGAGUUCAAGUGCUGUGGGAGCAACAACUACACGGACUGGGCUGACAGCGUGUGGAUCAAAUCUGUGGAGGCCAACGCGCGCAAAGUCCCCGACAGCUGCUGCAAGACGAUCACUGACCUGUGCGGCCGAAGAGACCAUCCUUCCAACAUCUACAAGGAGAGCGGCUGCAUUACCAAGCUGGAAAACUUCAUUCAAGAGCAUCUGAAAAUUAUCGGGGCGGUGGGGAUCAGCAUCGCUUGUGUGCAGAUCUUUGGGAUGAUUUUCACCUGCUGCUUGUACAGGAGUUUAAAGGCGGAACCGUAUUAA
This is a messenger RNA of Apaloderma vittatum (bar-tailed trogon), 759 nucleotides long. RefSeq names its product CD151 molecule (Raph blood group) (gene CD151). Lineage: Eukaryota; Metazoa; Chordata; Aves; Trogoniformes; Trogonidae. Gene Ontology annotation, cellular component: membrane. Bases 1 to 759 code for a protein of 252 amino acids. The transcript has 7 exons. The record is from RefSeq and is a predicted model, not a curated record.